UAGGAGACAAGGGCGAACAGCAAAUGGAUCUCUCCUUUUCCUGCAUUGUAUUAAAACACCGUUCCCAUUAAAUUAUUUACGAAGUCCCGAUAACAAAAAGCUUUCUCCUUUUCAAUCAUCCCCUCGUGAAGGAAACCCCGUCUCUCCCCUCGAGAAUUACGUAACACGAACUAAAAAAACUACACCAGAAAAAGACAGAAAAAGGGUAAAGACGGAGAGAUAGAGAGAGAGAGAGAAUGACGGCAGCGGGAGAAGGAGGGGCGGCGGCGGGGAGGACCCCGACGUGGAAGGAGAGAGAGAACAACAAGAGGAGAGAACGUCGCCGGCGAGCCGUAGCGGCCAAGAUCUUCGCCGGACUCAGAGCUCAGGGCAACUUCAAACUCCCAAAGCACUGUGACAACAACGAAGUUCUCAAAGCCCUUUGCUCCGAAGCCGGCUGGAUCGUCGAAGACGACGGCACCACCUACCGAAAGGGGUGCAGACCAAAGCAGGCGGAGGGAACGGGCGCGACACCACCGCGCGUGAGCGCGUGCUCAUCGGUUCAGCCCAGCCCACAAUCCUCGUCAUUUCCAAGCCCGGUUCCUUCGUACAACGCAAGCCCGGCCUCGUCAUCGUACCCGAGCCCGACCCGGUUCGAGCCCAACCCGUCGGCCUACCUCAUCCCCUACCUCCGAACCCUAGCUUCCUCCAGGAAUCUCCCUCCUCUCCGAGUUUCCAACAGCGCCCCCGUCACUCCCCCGCUUUCUUCGCCCAGAGGCUCCACCCCUAAAGUACUACCCCGAUGGCGAAUCAGUAAUUUCGCCGUCUCCGCCCCGUCAAGCCCGACGCGUCGUCUCAAUCGCACCGCGAUUCCCGAAUGCGACGAGUCGGACGUUUCGACGGUGGAUUCGGGUAGAUGGUUCUGUUUUCAGGCUCCGUCCGGUCCGCCGUCUCCGACUUUUAACCUCGUCAAUAAGAGCGGGGGCGACUCGGUGAAGCCAUGGGAGGGGGAGAAGAUUCACGAGGUCGCUGUAGACGACUUGGAGCUGACGUUAGGAAACCCUAAAGCUCGUGGUUGAUUAAGAAGGGCAUUAACGUAAAUCACAUCCAUUCGAUUCGAUGACCGGCCACUUUGACUUGAGCCGUGCCUCCCGUUUAACCUUUAGCUCCUCCUAGUGUUGGCCGUCUACUCUUAUAUGUACAUCUACUUUUUCAUGUAGUUUUUAAGAUUCGCUGUUCCAAUUAAUGAAUGAGAAGCCGGAGUUAUUCAACUCGA
This is a messenger RNA of Tarenaya hassleriana, 1255 nucleotides long. Its product is annotated as BES1/BZR1 homolog protein 1. The coding region runs from base 237 to 1058 and encodes 273 amino acids. Gene Ontology annotation, molecular function: DNA-binding transcription factor activity. The record is from RefSeq and is a predicted model, not a curated record. Gene Ontology annotation, biological process: DNA-templated transcription; brassinosteroid mediated signaling pathway. NCBI's taxonomy places the organism in Eukaryota, Viridiplantae, Streptophyta, Magnoliopsida, Brassicales, Cleomaceae. The transcript has 2 exons.